Molecule: messenger RNA, 2627 nt
Organism: Hylaeus volcanicus
Lineage: Eukaryota; Metazoa; Arthropoda; Insecta; Hymenoptera; Colletidae
Gene: Nagk
Product: N-acetyl-D-glucosamine kinase
Exons: 7
Coding region: 403-1506 (367 amino acids)
Molecular function (GO): N-acetylglucosamine kinase activity
Source: RefSeq, a predicted model, not a curated record
UGAUAAUGUAUUAAUCAUAUCGCCACAUAUCGCGUUGCCAGUUGGCAGCAGUUGGCAGUAACGAAGGCAACCCGGUUCAAGUGAAGUUGUGUCUAAGAAACAUCAGACACUUUAUUUCAAGCUGUCACCAGCUAUCACAUUGGUUACUUCGUGACUUCCUCUGGAAUUUUUGCACCGAAACAGGUGGAGUUUUGCUCCAUGUACCAUACCGCAACGCAUCAAUUAAUUUAUUAUUUAACAACCUCUUAAAUAGAGAUCGAAGAAACAUUGAUAUUUUGUAGAAAAAAGAAGAAGGGAAAGGGAAAGGGAAGAAGAAAAAGGAUCGAUGAAUAUCAGCUUCGUAGAAAUUUGAGGGAACAGGCACGUAGAAGAGACUUGGAAGCUUCCGAAGCUGCAAUUACAAUGCCCAAGAAGGACUUAUCGCAAUAUGCGGAAGAGAUCAGACUCGGUGGUAUCGAAGGUGGCAGUACGCAUUCUACCCUCGUGAUUAUCGAUGGGAAAGGAACACAACUAACGGAAGUGAAGGGACCGAAUACCAAUCACUGGACGAUAGGAAUGACUGAAACUGCCGCUAGGAUCAACGCCAUGGUGUUAAGGGGGAAAGAAGCUUUGAACAUACCGGAAACAGUUCCUUUAGAUUGCUUAGGUCUUUCGCUGAGUGGUUGCGAAGAGGAGAAGACGAAUCGUCUCCUCGUGGAAACCAUGCAACAAAAUUAUCCGAAUGUUGCGAAGGAUUACGUGGUUACUUCGGACACCAUGGGCAGUCUUAGAACUGGCUUGGACACUGGUGGAAUUGUUGUAAUCGCUGGCACUGGUAGCAAUGCCCUGAUGAUUGACCCCGACGGCAAAGUUACAGGUUGUGGAGGCUGGGGACACAUGAUGGGAGAUGAAGGAAGUGCUUACUGGAUCGCCUAUCGAGCCUGCAAGUACAUCUUCGACGACAUCGACGGUUUGUGCCAGGCCCCGGAACCAAUAAGCUACGCGUAUCCCGCUCUCAGGAUAUUCUUCAACAUAUCGGAUAGGAAGGAUAUGUUGCCGUAUUUGUACACGAAUUUCGACAAAAGCAAGUUCGCCAGUUUCGCCAUGGAGGUCGCGAAUGGUUGCGAAAAGAAGGACCCUCUUUGUCUGCACAUUUUAAGAGAAAAUGGAGUGCUUCUCGCGAAGCAUAUCGUCGCUCUUGCCAGGAAGGCUGGCAAUGAUAUCAAGUUACACGAAGGUGGAUUGAAUGUUAUUUGCGUGGGCUCCGUCUGGAAAUCAUGGGGAUUUAUGAAGGAUGCUUUCCUGGAAGAAAUUCAUGAUUCGCACGCCAUGGAUGAACUGACUUUGCUUCGAUUAACGGCGUCGUCUGCCAUAGGCGCUGGUUAUCUCGCCGCGGAGAAAAUCGACUGGAUAUUCACGAAACCUUAUGAAAAGAAUGUUAAUGUACUAUAUCAUUACAAGCGCGAAAAUUAUGUAAAACCCACAAUUAAGAUAGAAUCGGAGGUGCAAUUAGUAUCGUGCAAAUAGCACCAAAGAAAAUUUUAAUCAGGCGUUAUGCAUACAAUUUCUAAAAUUAUAAUGCAAACUUUUAAAAAUUAGCAGAUACAACUUUGCCCAUCAUAAUCGUCUUUCAAGAAGAUGAAAACAAAUGGUUUCCUACAAAGAGCGUAUAUUUACAAUAAAAAAUAUUUUUUUAUACAAUAUUAAAUACUACUACAUACCUAUUUAUUAUAAUUAUAUUAUAGUAACUUGAAGUAAUGAAACCUUGUUAUGGUAAUAACAGUUGAUAAUCACGAUCAAUUAUUUCGAUAAUUAAUCUAAUAAUAAAAAUUGAAGUCUAAACAUGAAGCUUCUUUAAAUAAAUUUUAUAAUGAUAUUAAAAACAAUUUGGGACUGGAUGAUCUGGGGUUUUUCAUUCGUUCUUGGAACUCUAGGAUAUGCUUUUAUCGCCCUCGUCAGCUUGGUAUUUUUCAUUUCAUCUUCGUGCCUCGUGCUGUUCGUAAUCCUGUAUCUGCUUGGUUAUAAUUUCUCAAGCAUCGAAGAUGAAUGAUAUAAAUGAAGGUAUUUCUUUUUAAUUCUUCUGGCUCUUAUCAAAUAAAUAGAAAGUAAAUUUAAAGAGGCAAUGAAAUUAUCUAUUCGAAGUCAAAUGUAACAAGUCUUUGAAAAAUAUAUUUCGACACGAUAUCACAAUUGUGUACAUUUUAACCAUCGUAACGUGGACGCACGCUAUGCAGGCCAUGUCCCGCAUUUUCAUUCGUAUGUUCGGAGCGGUGAUGUUUCACAAUUUUUAUACCAAGGACUGAAUUCAUGUUCGUUUUUUUAUCACUGAGAAAUUCUUAAUUUGUUUUAAAACAAACAAAUGUUUUCUUUUUGCACAUAUUAACAGGUCGAAUAUGAACACAGAACUUGGCAUAAGUAUAACAAAUAUUUUCUUCAGACGUAACAGUUUAAGGUACUCUCGACAAAAUAUACAUAAUGUUUUCAACAAUCAUAUAAGAAUUAUUAUGCUAAUAUGUGUCUAUUCUAGGUACGCGAAGAAAAUUACACGAAGCGAUACGAUAUUUUACGCUCAUUUAGAACUAUAAUCUCUACUAUUUAUAAAAUUUUAUAUAUCAAUUCAACGAUAAAAUUAAUAUCCUUUUCAAAGA